GCAGCACCUUAAAAACACCUGGAAGAAGAGAGAGAGCAGACGGAGCAAUGAGUGACUGCUCGGAACAAGAGGGGGGAGUCGGGGGCCAGGGAAAAGAUGGCCGGAGGGGAGACUCAGUGGGGGUGUCUCUUUGCUCUGUAGUAGGAGAACACCAGUUGGUCGGGAAGAGUCAAUUUACAGAAGACACAGGCGUUGGUGUAGGUGUCACCAAAGACCAGGAAGGAAGCAAAAAGGUGGCGAUUCCAGGACAGAAGAGAAAGGGGGACCCUGAAGAGACACCGAAGAAAGGGGACCAGAAAGAGGACAACCGAAAAUUACCAGAUCAAAAGGAGGCUCCAAAAUGUGGGAAAAACAAAGAGACAGCCAAGGAAGAUGUAAAAGGAGAAGAGAAAGGUGAGGACAAAGAAAAGCCUGACAGACACGCCAAACACCAAGGUCUACCCGAGGAGCUGAGAGCGACUAAACAAGUUCAAGCAGCGGAGAAGCAGGGCCAAAAGGAGAGUGCUGAGGAGCACAAGUCUGAAGUGACUGCUCAGGUACAACAGAAGCCUAAAGUGACUGCUCAGGUCCAAGAAAAGCCAAAAGAGACUGCUCAGAAACAGGAGAAGCCUAAAGUGAUUGCACAGGUACAAGAGAAGCCUAAAGUGACUGUUCAGGUACAAGAAAAGCCCAAGGAGACUGCUCAGGAACAGGAGAAGCCUAAAGUGAUUGCACAGGUACAAGGGAAGCCUAAAGUGACUGUUCAAGUACAAGAAAAGCCCAAAGAGACUACGCAGGAACAAGAGGAGCCUAUAGUGACUGCUCAGGUACAAGAAACGCCUAAAGAGACUGCUCAGGAACAGGAGAAGCCUAAAGUGAUUGCACAGGUACAAGAGAAGCCUAAUGUGACUGUUCAGGUACAAGAAAAGCCCAAAGAGACUGCUCAGGAACAAGAGAAACCUAAAAUUACUGCUCAAGAACAGCAGAAGCCUAUAGUGACUGCUCAGGUACAAUAUACGCCUAAAGAGACUGCUCAGGAACAGGAGAAGCCUAAAGUGACUGCCCAUGUACAAGAGAAGCCUAAAGUGACUGUUCAGGUACAAGUAAAGCCCAAAGAGACUGCUCAGGAACAGCAGAAGCCUGAAGUGACUGCUCAGGAACAGGAGAAGUGUAAAGUGACUGCUCAAGUACAAGAAAAGAUGAAAGAGACUGCUCAGGAACAGGAGAAGCCUAAAAAGACUGCUCAGGAACAGGAGAAGCCUAAAGUGACUGCUCAGGAACAGGAGAAGCCUAAAGUGACUGCUCAGGUACAAGAAAAGCCCAAAGAUAAUGCUCAAGUACAGGAGAAGCCUAAAGUAACUGUUCAGGUACAAGAAAGCCCCAAAGAGACUGCUGAAGAACAAGAGAAGCCUAAAGUGAGAGCCCUGGUACAAGAAAUACCUGAAGUGACUGUACAGGUACAAGAAAAGCCCAAAGAAAUUGUUCAAGAACAGGAGAAGCCUAAAGUGACAGUCAAGGUACAAGAAAAGCCCAAAGUGACUGCUAAGGAACAGGAGAAGCCCGAUGUAACAGACCAGGUACAAGAGAAACCUGAAGUGACAGCUCAGGCACUCGAAAGGCCCAGAGAGACUUCUCAAGAACAGAAGAAGGCUAAAGUGACGUUCCAGGUAGAUGAGAAGCCCAAAGAGAGUGUGCAUGAACAUGAAGAAGUCCUAAAGUACUUGGGAAGCCCAAAGAAAAUACCCAAGAACAGGAGACAGCUAAAGUGACAAUACAAAUACAAGAGAAGCCCAUAGUGACUACUGGAGAAUGUGACAAGCCCAAAGUGACAGCACAGGUUCAAGAGAAGCAAGAAGAACAGGAGAAGCCUAAAGUGACAGCCCAGUUACAGGAGAAGCCUGUAGUGACGGCUCAACCACAGGAGAAGCCCAAAGAGACUGCUGCUCAGAAGGAGGAGAACAAAGUGAUUGCUGGAGAACCAGAGAAGUCCAAAAUGUCAUCUCAGGAACAGGAAAAGUCAGCAGUGACUCCUGAGGGACCAGAAAAGCCAAGAGCGACAGUUCAUGUACAAGAGAAGCCUUAUGUGACAGCCCUUGAAUUGGAGAAGCCUAAACCUGCAUCUCAGGAACAGGAGAAGUCUACAGGGACAACUCAGGGACAAGAAAAGCCUAAAAUGACAGCCAAUGUGACAUCUCCAGGACAGGAGGAGCCUAAAGUAACAUCUCUGGAACAAGGGAAGAUCAAACAAACAGCUCAAGAAUUAGAGAAGCCGAUAAG
This is a messenger RNA of Bufo gargarizans (Asiatic toad), 2256 nucleotides long. RefSeq names its product neurofilament heavy polypeptide-like. Bases 48 to 1748 code for a protein of 566 amino acids. The transcript has a single exon. Lineage: Eukaryota; Metazoa; Chordata; Amphibia; Anura; Bufonidae. The record is from RefSeq and is a predicted model, not a curated record.